GGAAGCACAAGGUGUGCAGGCUGAGGAGAGGCAGCCAUGGAUUGUGUGCUCCUUCAAGACGAGCCUGCUCCUUCACAGAACCCGCAGCCCAGUGCUCGGUCUCCUCCGGUCACCCUCCAUGAGGAAGGAAAGUAAAUGCAGAGAGGCCAGUGCUUAUACCAAACGUGCGGAGCCCAGUGCACCCGGGUCACACCUCUUGGAGCAACCAGGCAGUGCGACAAGGUGGCUACUGCUUGCGGCAGCCAUGUCCUUCAGUGCCACUAUUCUCUUCUCCCCGCCUGGCGGCAGCGAGGCCAGAUGCUGCUGCUGUGCCUGUAAGAGCGAGACCUGCACCGGCAGCACCAGCUCUCAGGGCGGGAACCCUCCGGCCAGCACUCCUAUCACAGUGACCGGACACGGCCUGGCCGUUCAGAGCUCAGAGCAGCUCUUGCAUAUCAUCUACCAGCGCGUGGACAAGGCGGUGGGUCUGGCCGAGGCUGCUCUGGGUCUCGCCAGGGCCAACAACGAACUGUUAAAACGUCUCCAGGAGGAAGUGGGGGAGCUGAGGCAAGGGAAAGUGCCCGCUCCUGAGGAAGAGGGGGAGAGCCGGGCACAUGGUUCCCCUCCUGAGGAGCAGGGGCCCUUCAAGGAGAGCCCCGGGGAAGCCUGCAAGCCUGGGACUGCCGCGGAGGAGGAGUGUGACAUGGCCGGAGGCGAGCAGGUGGUGAUGGAAGAGCUGCCGCAGCUGGGGGCGGCCUCGGCCGGGGCGCCCGGGCCUUUGGGCUUCCCUGGCACCCAGAGGGACCUGCGGCUCCCAGCAUGUGCCCUGGCUCCCAGUGAGGGGGCCCCGGUCCUCAAUCCCCUGGUGGAUGACUAUGUGGCCUCUGAGGGUGCAGUACAGCGAGUGCUGGUCCCUGCUUUCACUAGGCAGCUCUCACCAGCCACACAACUGGCCAUCCAGUGGGCAACCUCAGAGACAGGGCCAGAAAAUGGAGCCAAGCUGCCACCGCCCCGGCCAGAGGAUAUGCUCAAUGCUGCUGUGGCUCUGGAUGGUGCCUUGGAAGAGUCAGGCCCUGGGGGAACUGGGGAGCUGCGGCACUCUCUAGGGUUCACUGCUUCCCCGUGCAGGACCAGAGGGACUGGGCAGAAGAACUCCAGGCGCAAGCGGGAUCUGGUUCUUUCAAAAUUGGUCCACAAUGUGCAUAACCACAUCACCAAUGACAAGAGGUUCAAUGGGUCUGAAAGCAUCAAGUCAUCCUGGAAUAUUUCAGUAGUGAAGUUCCUUCUGGAAAAGCUCAAGCAGGAGCUGGUGACCAGUCCUCACAAUUAUACUGAUAAGGAGCUGAAAGGAGCCUGUGUGGCCUAUUUCCUUACUAAGAGGCGUGAAUACCGCAACUCUCUGAACCCUUUUAAAGGCCUAAAGGAAAAAGAGGAGAAGAAACUUCGAAGUCGAAGAUACCGGCUUUUUGCCAAUCGAUCCAGUAUCAUGAAGCAUUUUGGACCUGAGGACCAGCGCCUGUGGAAGGAUGUGACUGAAGAGCUAAUGUCAGACGAAGAGGACAGUCUUAAUGAGCCAGGCGUCUGGGUGGCCCGGCCACCCCGGUUCCGGGCCCAGCGCCUCACAGAGCUCUGCUACCACCUGGAUGCCAACUCAAAGCAUGGCACUAAAGCCAACCGUGUGUAUGGGCCACCUUCAGACCGAUUACCUUCAGCUGAAGCCCAACUCCUCCCACCAGACCUUUACAAUCCUAAUUUUCAAGAAGAGGAAGAUAAGGGAGGUGAUGAGAAUGGAUCUGUCUCCCCAUCUUUUGACCAACCCCACAAAACCUGCUGCCUUGACUUGAACUCAUUCAUAGAAAUCAAGGUGGAAAAGGAUGAGUGAAACCCGUAACCGAGCCCAAGACCUGCCGCUCCCAUGUCACUGUGGGUGGCAGUAAGGCUUCCCAGGAUGGUGGGUGGUUCCCAUACAGUCUGAGAAAGCAAAUCUGCCUCUCUUCUUAACACAGGCCCCACCGGAAGGGGAGACUGGCAGCCCUGGUAGGUAAAGAAAGAAGGGUCACAUCUAGAAGAGAGAAAACUCCCUCACUGUGAACGGCAAGACAGACAAUGCUUAGUCCUAAGCAUAAACAGUGCCUCAGAGGAACCUGGGAUGAGAAGUGGAGGGUGGGUCUAGGAAACAUGAGAC
Messenger RNA from Condylura cristata (star-nosed mole), 2164 nucleotides. RefSeq names its product chromosome unknown open reading frame, human C14orf93 (gene CUNH14orf93). The record is from RefSeq and is a predicted model, not a curated record. Bases 119 to 1861 code for a protein of 580 amino acids. The transcript is spliced from 6 exons. Lineage: Eukaryota; Metazoa; Chordata; Mammalia; Eulipotyphla; Talpidae.